AUGGCCUACGAUCAGAACUCAAUACCCAAAGAUUUGCGUCCGUUAAAUCUUAUGAGAACUCUGCCUGAGGAUCCUAGGAUUUCUCCGGCUACUUCUUCUGGAAGGCCAGUUGAAGGAUACUAUGCUAGCCCACCGGCUGAUGGUAGCCCGGGAGCAGUGCCUCUAGUUUAUUAUCCUGCCACAAUUCCAGAAGUUGGGUUUAUACCUAAAGCAUUUAACAAUGCUGGAGUUGCCGGAUGGAUUCAACAAAUUAUGCCGCCUCCUCAAGUCCAACAAGGUGUUGUGAGUGGUACUGUGGUUAAUUCGUCGUGUGUAUAUUCAACCAGUCCUAAUUGUGGGACACAAAACGGGUGUAGUCCUUUAGAUCAUGCUUGUGAUGAGGGUGGUGAUCAUGAUUCUUUGACAGGCCGGAAGGUCAAAUUCUUAUGUAGUUUCGGUGGGAAAAUACUGCCACGCUUGACUGACGGGGCAUUGAGAUAUGUAGGAGGGCAGACGAGGAUAAUUAGUGUUACAAGGGAUAUUCUAUUUGGUGAUUUUGUUCAGAAAAUGGAAGAUACAUAUGCACAUAAUAUGGUGAUUAAGUAUCAGCUGCCGGAUGAGGAUCUUGAUGCACUUGUCACCGUUUCUUGUCCUGAUGAUCUUGAGAACAUGAUGGAUGAAUAUGAAAAGUUGGUCGAGGCGUGUUCUGAUGGGUCUGCUAAGUUGAGAAUAUUUCUGUUUUUGCCUGCAGAUCUUGAUCCGAUAGGGCAUUUGCAAGACGGUGGGCAGAGGUAUAUAGAAGCUGUGAAUGGGAUAGGGGAUGUGUUUAAUGGUAGAGAUUGUAUUGAUAGAAAGGAGAGUAUUGAAAGUACUAUUUCUGUUGAGAACUCUGAGUUGAGUGGGGGUGAUAACCUAAGCCAUGGUACAGGGGAGGCUGCUGCCGGAAACCUUGUUCCUUUCACUACAGCACCAGCAUUGGUUUAUGGAGAUCCUAAUCCGGUGCCUUAUGCCGACUCUUAUGCUGCUACUUCAUUAAGCAUUCCAAUGGCUAAAACAAGUGUGGGUUGUGUUAUGAAUGAGCAAGAUGUAGAGAGACCUUCUGUGCCUCUCGCAUCAACACCUGUUAUGAGUUAUCCGGCUUCUUCAUCGUAUUAUGCAGAUUCUCAUCAAGAAACAUCCAGUUAUGCCCAAUUUCAUCAUCCCCACAUGGGAUUCCCAAGUCAAAUUGUAGGGACUAUUAUGGCUUCCCCUCAACACUUCACUUCUGCCGUCCGCAUGAAAAUGAACCACCCCUCGUACAUCGGUAUAAGGCCCAAUAUAGUUCCUGCUGUUGGUCAACCUCAGCAAGUUCAAAUGGAGAAUUAUCCUUUUGAUAACAUCAUGUCACAUAGGCUUGUUCAAGGAUACAAUGUCAGUCAAGGGGGAGUCUAUAAUUGGCAACAAAUUCCACAUCCCGAGCAGAUAGGUUUAUUAGAAGGGGGCUCGACUCCUCAACCAGAACGGAUCAUAAGAAUAGAGGACUGCCAGAUGUGUCAAAAAGGAUUGCCUCAUGCUCAUUCAGAUACAGUAGUUCAGGAGCAAAAAGGAAGUCCUUCUAGCACUAUGUCUGAUAUCAGCUCUAUGUCUUGCAAUAUCCCAUUAGAUGCUCGAACCGUUCCACACAAGCCAGAAAAUCAAGACCCUUCUAAGGUGACAAUUCCUCACGGUGUCGUAAGCGGAGUGCAAGUUCCAUAUAGUGUUUUUAUAGCUAAUACUCAUCUAUCUUCCCACCAGAAUGUACUUGUCCAGGCUAAACAUGAAAGGUCCUUAAACAAUGAUUUUGUUCCUAUCGGUAUGCAUUUGCAAGGUCGCCAAUCCCCAACGGAGUACUCUCAAAAGAUAUGUACAGAUGAUUCUACUUCAUCGCCAUACGACUAUAAAACUAUAGCGGAAAUCAGAAAUGAAGACUCACAAGAUAACAAGCCACACCAGAUUCCUAUAGGGGAGGUUGUUGGCAAGCACACUUACUCAUCCACAGAAUCCUAUGAAGUGAUGUCGACUCCUCCUUAUUCACUAGUCGGGACCAGUCCUUUAUCCUCGGAUGAAAUGGUUGGAGCUCGUGCAACAGAAAAAGAACAUCCUGUUAAUGAACGGAACGAUAACGUUUUAUGUUCACAGCCAAGAAUAGGUAGUGACAAAGGUGUUGCUCAUGAGGCAUUUGUAUCGGCAUCCCUUGGAAUUGGAGAUAUUCUAGAGACAUCCGCGCCACAAUUUAUCCACCAGGAUCCGUGGAAUAUGCGCCCUGAUACCCAUUACCCUCCUCCUAAACCAAGCAAGAUUCAAACAAAGAGGGAUCAUAAUGCAGGACAUCGAGAUCCUUUUGUGGACAACAAUCUGUUCAACGGUGGAGAAACACCAACAACUAAUUCUAGGGAGUUAGUGUCAGAAACUACACCUGAUGAUGGAGUUCACCACCUUUCCAACAAUCUUAACUGGGAUCUGAGUCCAGAUCAUAGUUCGUCCAACAAAGGUUCAAGUGAGGAACAAAUAAAGAGAGAAAUUGAAGUUGUUGCUGAUGGCGUGGCAACCCCGAUGUUUCAUUUGUCUAUGCAUUCAAAUCCAGACUCAUUAGCGAAUCCGAGGAAUGAUUCUGCAUCUAUAUCCCACGAGAAUUGCGAUGGCCAACCUGCUAAUGUAGAUCCAAAGCAACCAGAUGAAAUCAAGACCAAAUUAUCAGAGAAUACAAGUUUUGGGUUCCCUGCAUCAGGCGUUGGCCGAUUACAGAUUAUUAUGAACAGUGACCUGGAAGAACUACGAGAACUAGGUUCUGGCACGUUUGGUACUGUUUAUCAUGGAAAGUGGAGAGGCACUGAUGUUGCAAUUAAACGUAUCAAUGAUAGAUGUUUCUCCGGAAAGCCUUUAGAUCAAGAACGCAUGAGGGAUGAUUUUUGGAAUGAGGCCAUCAAGCUAGCUGACUUACACCAUCCUAAUGUUGUUGCCUUUUAUGGAGUUGUGCUUGAUGGCCCUGAAGGCUCAGUUGCAACUGUCACUGAAUACAUGGUCAAUGGUUCUUUGAGAAAUGCUUUGCAAAAGAAUGAUAGGAUUCUUGAUAAGCGCAAGCGUCUUCUAAUUGGCAUGGAUGUUGCAUUUGGAAUGGAAUACUUGCAUGCAAAAAAUAUAGUACAUUUUGAUUUGAAAAGCGAUAACUUAUUGGUUAAUCUCCGUGACCCACAUCGACCAAUAUGUAAGGUGGGUGAUUUGGGACUGUCAAAGGUGAAAUGUCAAACACUAAUAUCAGGAGGUGUAAGAGGAACCCUUCCAUGGAUGGCCCCGGAGCUUUUGAACGGAAGUAGUAGCCUCGUCUCCGAGAAGGUGGAUGUGUUUUCAUUUGGAAUUGUAUUGUGGGAACUUCUAACUGCGGAAGAACCAUAUGCAGAUCUGCACUAUGGGGCCAUCAUUGGCGGUAUUGUUAGCAACACGCUGCGGCCUAUUGUCCCGGAAACAUGUGAUCCUGAUUGGAGAGCUCUCAUGGAGAAAUGUUGGUCAUCUGAGCCAUCUGAAAGGCCAAAUUUCACCAAGAUUGCAGAAGACUUGAGGGCUAUGGCCCUUAAACUUCCAUCUAAAGGCCAACUCCAACAUUCUCACCCCAAAACCUGAUUUCUCUCUCUUUCAUUUACUAUAAUACUCCCAAUUCCACCUCAACAAAAACUAGCUAGGAAUAUAAUCCUAUGCUUCAUGCUUACAGUUACAGUGGUAUUUUUUGGAUGAGACUUACUAUAGAGUUAUAAUCCAUUUGCAAUGAAAUUAAGG
Molecule: messenger RNA, 3768 nt
Organism: Salvia hispanica
Lineage: Eukaryota; Viridiplantae; Streptophyta; Magnoliopsida; Lamiales; Lamiaceae
Product: RAF-like serine/threonine-protein kinase 20
Biological process (GO): protein phosphorylation; signal transduction
Cellular component (GO): cytoplasm
Molecular function (GO): protein binding; protein kinase activity; ATP binding
Source: RefSeq, a predicted model, not a curated record